AGCUGCAUGAAAGGUUGACAUCUUCACAGAGCAGAGCAUCAGACUAGAGCUAGAUGAUCUCUAAGGAGACCUAUUACUUUAGGAGGAACUAAAUUGGCAGGCAGGCAGGCACUCUCCCUACUUGGGCUGCCUACAUUCCCUCCGACCCUGGUGCACAGCGUGAGUCAUCGCUGCAGCUUCCCUUCCUUCCUUACCUCCGGUCGUGUGAAUCCAAGUCCCAGGUCAGCACUUUAAGAGACCCCAGAGGGAGGGAGGGAGGCUGGCUCUCGGGCGGGUCUCUUUCUCCGCUCCUCCCGCUCCUUGCUCGGUUGCAGCAACCUGUGACGCUUCGCCUCACUGGUGCUUUAAAUAGAGGGCGGAGGAAGGCGGAGGGUGGCAACGGAGCCAAAGCGCGGCAGUCCUAGGCACGGCGCCGCCGCCUUUCCUCGCUCUUUCCUCGGUAAGAUGGCCCUCCGCGCCGCCCUGCUCCUCAGCUUCCUGCCGUCGGUCCUGGCGGGCGGCGGCUGCCCCCUCGAGUGCUCCUGCUCCCGGACGGCCCAGGUGGAGUGCUCGGGCGCCGAGAUCUCGGAGAUGCCCGCGCCGCUGCCCGGCCACGCCAUGAGCCUGCAGGUGGUCAACACGCGCCUGGCCGCUCUGGGCCCCGCGGCCUUCGGCAACGCCUCGCAGCUGCUCGCCCUGAGGAUGGAGAAGAACCUGCUGGAGCGGCUCAGUCCGCGCGCCUUCCGGCCCCUGGCGGCGCUCCGCUACCUGAGCCUGGCCAGCAACCGGCUGCAGGAGCUGCCGCCCGACGUCUUCCGGCCGCUGGCCCGGCUGGAAGCGCUGCUGCUGUCGGGGAACCAGCUGCGCCGCAUCCAGCCGGCCCACUUCGCCGGGCUGAGCGCCCUCAAGGAGCUGCAGCUGCACGGCAACCGCCUGCAAGCCGUGCCCCCGGGCGCCUUCGACCAGCUGCCCAACCUGGCCCGCCUCAACCUGGCCCGCAACCAGCUGGUGCGCCUGCCACCCCGCCUCUUCACGCCGCUGGCGCGCCUGCAGGUGCUGCGCCUCUACGAGACCCAGCUGGCCGAGCUGGCGCCGCGCGCCUUCGACGGGCUGGGCGAGCUGCAGGAACUGGCCCUCUACCAGAACCGGCUCCGCCAGCUCCCCGCCGGCCUCUUCACCGGCCCGCACAGGCUGCAGAAACUGCUGCUGUCCGGCAACCUCCUGGGGGCGCUGCCCGAGGGGCUCCUGUUGGGCCUGCCCGAACUCUCGCGGCUCUCGCUCUUCGGAAACGCCCUGCGCCAGCUGCGCCCGGGCACCUUCGGCCCGAUGCCCCAACUGCGGGAGCUCCGGCUGGGCGACAACCAGCUGGCCUCGCUGCCCGGCGGCGCCCUGGCCAACCUCACCGCGCUACAGGUGCUGGUCCUGAGCAGGAACCGUCUCGGCUCGCUGGCGCCCACCGCCUUCGCCGGCCUGGAGGGCCUCGAGGAGCUCGCCCUGCACUCCAACCGGCUGGCCACGCUGGACGGGGAGCUCUUGCGCGGCCUGAGCUCGCUGCGCAACCUCUCCGUGCACAGCAACCGGCUGGCCGCCUUGCCCGCGCACCUCUUCCAGGGGACCCCCGGCCUGCGUGCCCUUCAGCUGCAGAACAACUCGCUGGAGGAGCUUCCCGCUGGCAUCUUCGACGGGCUGCCGGAGCUGCGCGACCUCCAACUGCACGACAACCCCUGGCGCUGCGACUCCGCCCUGCGAUCGCUCCGGCGCUGGCUGCGGGAGAGCAGGGCCACCCUCGGCGGAGAAAGCCGCCACCCUCGCUGCGCCGCGCCGCCUGGGCAGUUGGGCCGGUCCCUGCUGGAGCCGGAGACCACCACCUUCGGUCCCGGGACCUCCGCGCUGCCGGAGGGCUGGGGAACCGUCUGGAGCCGCAAGGAGGCCCCUUCGGAGCAUCACCCGACGUCGCAAACGCUGUCGCCCGGACGCUGGCAGCCGCCGCUGGAUAGCGAGCCGGGCAGCGCAGAGAUCGCGCGGGAGUUCCCGGAGGAGCUCCCCGAAGCGGGCCGAGGGGGAGGCGGGAUUUGGGGCCUGACUCGCACCCAGACGGGGGUCGUGGUCACCUGCCUCGUGGUGGCCUCCGCCUUGCUCCUGGGGAUGGUGCUGGCGGUGGGCCUCUACAGCUCCAGGCGGAAGCGCUCCGUCCGGCGCGGAAUCGAGCAGAGACGGGACAGCUUCCGCCGGAGAGCGAGCCCGGAGACGCAGGGACAGGCCGAGCGCGCCUUCUCCGCCGCCCCAGGCUGGCAGCUCCGCCGGCGAAGAGCGGCCCGCAAUGACGGCAGCGCCUUCGCGGCAGAGGAGACGGCCAAUGCCUGCCCUGCUCCCCUCCCGAGGUUGCCAGCCUUUGCCCCCAUCUCUGGAAAGCAAAGUCCUGCAGCUGCCUCUGCCCACUGGGUCACUGACUCAGCCACCCAGCGGACCGAGCGCUGCUCUUGGAGGUCAGGGCCGGGGGGAGGGGGCUUCCUUAAGCACCUGGUUGCACAGAAGGCGGAGAAGAUGCCCGUCCGGCCUGGCCUCCUGCUGCUGCUGCUGGCCUUCUCGGUGCCGGCCCCGCCGGGGAGCGCCGCCUGCGCCCGCCUGGCCCCGUGCCAGUGCUUCGGUGGCGCCACCGUCUUCUGCUCGGGGCGGAACGUUUCGGGCGUCCCGGAAAAGCUGCCCCCCGAGGCCAGCCAGCUGCUCUUCGUGGGCGCCUCGCUGAGCGUCCUGCCUUGCGGCGCCUUCGCCCCGCGCAGCAACGGCAGCAGCGCCCUGCGCAAGCUGGCCUUCCUGGGCUGCCCCCUCCGGACGCUCCCGGGCUGCGCCUGGGCGGGGCUGCCCCGGCUGCGGGAGCUGGACGUCGCCCUGGCCCGGCUGGCCGGCCUCCCCCGCGGGGCCCUGCGCGGCUUGGGCGGCCUGAGCAAGCUGGCCGUGCGCUUCAGCCAGCUGGAAGCCCUGGAGGAGGGGCUCUUCGACGGCACCCCGGCGCUGGAGGCGCUGCACCUGCAGGGGAACCGGCUGGCCGCGCUGCCCCCGCUCCUCUUCCGCCCGCUGCCCGCCCUGGAGUCCCUCUCGCUGGCUCAGAACCGGCUGGCCCAGCUGCCCGCCGACACCUUCCGGGCGCUCGUGCGCCUGCGCGAGCUGCGCCUGAGCGACAACCUGCUGGAGCGCCUCCCGCCGUGUCUCUUCCGGCCGCUGCAGGCGCUGCGCGAGCUCUUCCUGGACGGGAACCGGCUGGCCGAGCUGCCGCGGGGGCUCUUCGCGGGGCUGGCGCGGCUGCGGCGGCUGCACCUGCAGCACAACGCCCUGGCCCGCCUGGAGCCGCCGGGCCUCUUCGCGGGGCUGCCCGGCCUGGCCUUCCUGCUCCUGCAGGGCAACCGGCUGGCGGCGCUGCCCGCGGGGCUCUUCCGGGGGACGCCCCGCCUGGUGGAGCUCUCGCUGGCCCGCAACCGGCUCCUGGAGCUGCCCGAGGGGCUCUUCGGCGACCUCCCCGAGCUCUCCGUCCUCAGCCUCGCCCACAACCGGCUCGGCCGCGUGACUGCCGGCACCUUCCGGGGCUUGGCCGGGCUGGGCCGGCUGCAGCUCCGCUACAACUGCCUCUCCGCCCUCCCCGGGGCGGCCUUCGCCAACCUCAGCAGCCUGGAGGCCCUGGACCUGGCCCACAACCGGCUGGAGAGCCUGCCCGAGGGCCUCUUCGACGCCAACGAGAUGCUGGCCAGCCUGGCGCUGGAGGGCAACCCCUGGCGCUGCGACUGCCGCCUGGCCCCCCUGGCCGACUGGCUGAGCACCAUGGAGCAGCCGCUCGGCGCCCGGGUCCUCUGCCGGACUCCCGCCCCCUUGGAGGGCAGGACUCUGCUGGCUGCGAGGGAGGAGGAGCGCCUUUGCCCCUGCCAGCCUGGCAGCGCCCGUUGCCGAGGGGAAGCCCCGGGCCCCCCGGAGGAGACAGGCGCCCUGGGCCGGGAGGCUGAGGGGCUGCCGGCAGGCCCCGGGCGCCCCUGGGAGAGGAAGGCCAGGAGGGGGACGGGAUGGAGGAUGAAGCCCGUCUGCUGGCCUUUGACUGGACAGCCGGACACGUUCUGACAACGCCCCUCCCCCUGAGUUGGCAAGAGGAGGGGCGAGGGGCUGCGGAGCGGCAGGCAGGGUCCUCCCACCAGGCAGCGCCCUUCCCAAGUGCGGCCAUAUGCAAGUCCGGGAGCCCCGACAUUGCUCGUCCGGGUGG
Molecule: messenger RNA, 4222 nt
Organism: Crotalus tigris (Tiger rattlesnake)
Lineage: Eukaryota; Metazoa; Chordata; Lepidosauria; Squamata; Viperidae
Gene: LRRC15
Product: leucine rich repeat containing 15
Exons: 5
Coding region: 445-4083 (1212 amino acids)
Cellular component (GO): plasma membrane
Molecular function (GO): protein binding
Source: RefSeq, a predicted model, not a curated record